Messenger RNA from Astrephomene gubernaculifera, 3817 nucleotides. The record is from the annotation of a GenBank genome assembly. NCBI's taxonomy places the organism in Eukaryota, Viridiplantae, Chlorophyta, Chlorophyceae, Chlamydomonadales, Astrephomenaceae.
GGAGGGUACGGCUGCAGGCGGCGCAGACACAGGAGCUAGCGAACGUGCUGUGGGCCUUUGCCUCCAUGCCGCCUCUGCCCUGCGAAGGUGCUGACGGCAGAGGGGGCAGCAGCGGUGCGGCUGGCUGGGGCUGCGAAGGCGGCGGUGGUAGCGUCAUGGGCAGAUUAGGUGGUAGUACUGGGGGCAGCGUGCCUGGGGGCGGCGGCGUCCGUAGCGACAGCAGUCCCAGCAAUCCCAGCGGCAGCGGUAGCGGUAGCAGAGCUGCGGUACCAGGAGCGGAGGGCGCCAUGCGACAUGUCGCUGCUGACGAGGGGAGAGGGCCGAACACAGUUCCGACAUGGGCGGGUGCGCCGGCUGCGCCUGCGCCGUUGCCUGGGAGCCCCUUACGGCCCCCCGGAGCACCGGCACCGCCUGGACGAGACGCCGGCAAGCUUCACAGCCCGAGUUGUUUCUCUGCUCAUGCUGCCAGUAGAGGCAGCAAUGGCGGCAACAACAGCCAUGGCGGCCCCAGCCCCAGCACCGGCCCUACAAGUCUUCAAGUCCUCCUAGCGCAGGCAUUGCUGCCCGAGCUAGCCGCGCGUCACGACCUCAGCCCGCAAUGCAUCAGCAACGCCCUGUGGGCAUGCGCCCGGUUGCAGCCCUGUUCCCUUCCCUCGCCAGCGCUGCAAGCCCUGCGCAUGUGGGCGGGUACUGCAACCCCAUCUUGUUAGAUACACUGGCGGAUGCGGCUACGGCGCAGGUGGAGGAGCUGAACCCGCAGGGACUGAGCACGCUGUUGUGGUCCCUGGCGCGCGCCCAGCACCACCACGGCCCGCUCACCAGCGCCGUGUGCCGCCUAGCCGCCCCCCGCCUGCGCGCCUUCAGCGACAUGCAGCUCUCCAACCUGAUGUGGGCACUGGGGAUGCUCAAGUGCCAGGAGCGGCAGCUGCUGGUGCGGGCGGCACGAGUGCUGGCAGCGAGGGUGAGGCUGCGUAGGCAGCAGCAGGCGCAGGGGCAGUUGCAGCAGGCGCAGCAAGGGGGGCAGCAACAGGCGCAGCAGCAGCAGGGGCGGUUAGCGCAGGAGCGGUUACAGCAGCGGCGGCCGCUUGCAACGGCGGGGCCAGCAGCUCGGGGAGCUACUGGACAACAUCCUCCUCCGCAGCAGCAGCAGCAGCAGCAGCAGCAGCUUGGAAGCCUUUCGCAGCGGGAUGAGGACUCAGCGCGAACGGAGGGAGGGCAGCAACAGCAGCAGCAAGAGCAGCAACUGGACCUGCCAGCGGCAGGGGUUGCUUGCACAGGGCCGCCGCAUGGAGCCGUCCACGGCCGCGAACCACAGCAGCAGCGGCAGGAGGCGCAGGAGCUGGUUUCGGCCGACGGCGGCAGCUCGUGUGGGGCUGUGAGCGGGGCGAUGACGUCACGUGUGAGGCACCCGCGCCAUGAGGGGGAGACUGCUGGCACUCAGUGGCAUCCACCUCCCGCGUCGUCAGACGAAAACGACACACCUCUAGCCGCGCAACCCCAAGCGCUUGAGCCCCUCCCCUGUAGUGUCCACGCCAACAGCAGCAGCAGCAGCACACACAGCUCUUGCGAAGGCACUCCUAGUGCCAGCAGUAGCGGCGUUGGCGACGGCGCUGACCGGCCCCAUCAGGACUCAACAGUAUCGGCAGCAGCAGCAGCACCCGCAACAGCAGCGGUGGCGACGACCCCGCCCCGCAGCACCCCGUCUUCAUCUCCUCCGCCGGUAACCGCAGCCAACGCUGCCCGGGACUCCCCGCCGGCUCUACCGGACACCAGUCUCCGGCAGCGCAUCCUGCAGUCCAUUCGCCCGCACAGACUGCAACACGACUCGCAGUUGCCGCAGCUGCAGGCUCCCAGGCCCCCACCACGCAACCCAUGCAGCAGCACCGCCACCGCCGCCACAGCCCCCAGAUCUCCUGCAAGCCGGUCUUACUUUGGUAGCAACUUUGACGACGACGACGACGAUGAUGACGUCACCUCCGUACGGCUAGUCCACAGGGGCGACGUCGACACCAUCAGCUCUACCACAUCCGUACGACGCCGUACUGCAACCAGUGCGUACGACAUCCAUGCUACCGAGGACGAUUCCGUCAGUACGGCAUUCGGUACUGCCGGUGACGCGGCACCUAGUCCCCUGGACCAUGCGAAGAGCAUGGCGAAGCUGCUGUGGAGCUUCGCCCAGUGCGGCAUGUACAACCCCAACCUCUACCGCAUGCUCACACAGGAGCUCCGGCCGCUGCUGCACCUGCUGACGCCGCAUGAGAUCACGCAGGUCUUGUGGGCGCUGUCGUACUACGGCCAUCGCUGUCCGGAUCUGCUUGACGCCGCGGCGGCGGCGGUGAUGGCACGCCUGCCUAGCUUCUGCGCCUGGGACGGCGCCGGCGUUGCCUGGGCGUACGGCAAGCUGGCUCAUCCUCGGCGGGAUCUGAUGUUGGCGUUACAGCACCAUGCGGCGGUGAUGGUGCCGUACAGGAGGCCCUGCUUGUACCGGCUGGCGUGGGCAUGUGCGCAGCUGCAGGUGCCGUUGAGUGAGCCGCUGGUACGGCAGUUGCAGGCGUUGAGGUACGAGGACGCUGCUGCUGCCGCCGCUGCCGGGGGAGGAGCAGCAGAAGCGGUGACAGCACAGGGGACUGCGGUAUCCCCGGCAAAGGUGCCAGCGGCAGCAGCGGGAGGGACUAGUGUACUGCGAGAUGUGCAGCAGCAGCGGUGACAUGGCAUGACUGCUGUGAGGAGGCUACCGGGCUCACUUAGGAGUGCAUGUUAGGAAGAGGGCGACCCCAACGCGCACUGUCGCCCUUAGCUUGGGGCUGAGGCAGUCCAUGCUGUGUGCUGCGGUGUCGGUGGCUUGCAGGGUGUCCGGUUGUGGGGUAGCAAAGCCGCACCUAGUACAGGAGUUGAGGGGCCUGGUGUCCUGCACAUGGAAUCGCCGUCCUCGAUGGGCUUGUUGGAUGACGUGUGGGGCAAAACACCAUAUUCAUAGUCCCGAUACUCGGGGCCCUGCCCAUGAGCCCAUUGGAGCAGAACCCAGGGCGUGACUGAAUGAGGACGGGGGGUUCUGCUAGGCAACCCAACAGGUGUAACGUUAGGCUAGCGGUGCGUGAUGGUUGAAGCACGGCUCAAGCCAAAGCUGACAGGUGGCGUGCUUGCAUGGUUGGGUCGGUAGCGUGCCUUGGCGGGCUGGGUGACAAAAGAGGAGAGCUGGUGGGAGCGGGUGACUGUGUGGACUGGUUAGCAGUCGUGGAUUAGAUAAACUGAGCCGCUGGAGCUGUCGUGGAUGGGCUUGCAGGUUUUGUUUGCUGCUGUGUCGCACCCGUGGUAGCGGAAAGAUGUGAGUCAGGGUACGUAGGAAACUGAGAGGGAUAGGGACAGCGUAGAAGCCCUAGGAGGAGACUGACCGCCUGGCCUUCCAUUGUAGUGGCUCGGCGGGGGUUGGCGUCGGCGUCAUGGGGGAGCAUUUGAGCCCCUAGUGUCUAGGGGUGUAGGUGGGGGUGUUAGUUACCGUAGAUUGCAGGGCGCCUGAUAGAUGCUGAGAGAAGAGUUCCAACUUCCGUUGCUGCUGCUGCCGUUUUAGGCGGGUUGUAGGGGUAAGGUCUGAGGCGAGGCGGGGCGAGGUGAGGGAACGUGCAGCUGGGCCACGAACCAGCAAGCUAGGCAAAUGACAGGCUGGGGAACGAAGGUAAGCUGGUAACCCAAAGCAUCGUAUGCAGCGGACUAUAGCAGGUCUGGUGUGCCGCAGGGCAGGAGUGAGAGACGAAAUACAUGCAGGUUGUGGCGCGGAAUGGGUGCAGGCUGAUACCCGUGUAAAAGCAUGCACGGGCGG